AAACAUAUUCUGGAAAAUGAGAUUUUUCAUGAACCCACAAGUUUUCUUUGGCCUCUUUUUACAGUGUUGCAGUUUUUAGAUUUGCCGUACCGUGAAUUUGUCGUAGAAUUUUGUGAAUUUUCUUCCUGUGCAUACACACUAUUGUAUUGUACACUAUUUACUACUUAUUGUGAUGCUUAAAUCUGGAUAUGCUUCCUGAAGAUUCGUACAAAUUUCGAUGAUACACUACUAUUUUCAUUAAAAAACUAAAUAUGCAGCCAUCAAAUCAGUUUAGAACGUAUCCUGUACAGCUAGGAUCAGCUCAAAGUCAUUUUCCUCAAAGUUUAAGUGGCAGUGAAACGGAUGUAUCAACCUCAAAUGAAAAUUUAUCAAACGAAGAGAAAUACGUGAUUCGUCACACGCCCAGGCAAGAGCCCCAAGGGCAGGAAAACUUACAAACUAGCAAUAGGAGUUCUUUAAGGGAGAGUUUACCAUCAGACCGGAGUUCCUUGGAUGUGUCCUCAUCGUCAUACAAUACCCUGAUUAUUCAUAGUGCCGGAGAUGAACCAUGGACAGGCAGGAAUUCUGGACCUACCUCAUCAUCGAGUUAUAUCCAACAGAAUUUGUACAGCGACUCUAAAUUAUCUCCUAUUCAGAAAAGAAGUUCGGCAUCUCCGUCACCUUCUAUAACAAGUGUUCAAGAAAUAACCGAAAUUCCUGACGAUUACUUGAGCCAGUCUAGCGUUUUGAAGCAUUUAGCUAAAGAGGUUAAGGUUCCUUCACCUUCAGGUGGACUUGUUGGAAAUGACACUCUCCACGACCUAUUGGGUAAAUUUGAUGUACCCUUUGAUUUGCAUAACAUACCUCCACCACCUCCCGAAUAUCCAACAAAAUGGGCAGAAAAAUCACCUCUACAGAUGGCGGUUAGCAGUAGAAAUAAAAUUAACAGCGAAAAAUUGGCUCUGUCCAAGUCACAGCCCGAUUUAACUUCUGUCGGAGUGGGAAAAAGCGAUUUUUCAGGUUUUAAAAGAGGCGUUUCCGCACCGAGACCUCCGACAAAAGGUCGCGAAGAAAACGAAUCUAAAGGCGAAGAAGUGUGGUCUUCGAGAGAAAUGGUGGAAAUUUUGAUCAAAGAAAACAGUGCCUUAAAACACGAACUAGAAAAUUGCUACCAGAGAAUCGAAAGAACCAAUAAGUUGGAACAAGAAAUUUUCAAGGUACACAAGGCCCAUGAAGAGUUAGUCCAAUCCUGUGAGAGAAGAGAGAGGCUAGAAAGGGCUGCUCGGUCGAGACUUCAGGCCGAUUGUCGAAGGUAUCAGGAUUUUAAUCGAGCACUAAGGGAACAGGUGGAUUUACUAUCGACUCAAGUGCUUAGUAGGUCACCUGUACCAGAUUCAAGUGGUUCAGAAAGUUUAAGAAGGGAAUUGAGUAAAAGAGAAGGUAUCAUCAAGCAGCUGAUAAUGCAAAAUAAAGAAUUGGCAGCUGCGAAAGAGCGGCAAGAGAUAGAGCUAGCUGCCCAAAGGGCGACUUUACAGGAACAGCGUACACAUAUCGACAUAUUGGAUACGGCCUUGACUAAUGCUCAGGGUAACGUUGUUCGACUUGAAGAAGAGAACCGCAAGAAGCAAGUCUAUGUUGAAAGAGUGGCUCAGUUACAGAGGGCGCUGUACUCUUUGCAGUUGGCAAGCGACAGACGAGAAGAAACCGAACGAAAAUUACGUUUGCAACUCGAACGUGAGCUGCAACGCUCCAAAGUAGUACCAGGUGAAAGAAAAGGAGGCUGGGAUUCCCCCAACGGCUUAGAAAGCGAAUCCGCCUCGGAAUUGAAGAGACAACUGAGGGAAAAAGACGAAAAUUUAAUGAGGCUGGAAGGUGAAUGUGCCAAAUGGGAACAAAGAUACCUGGAAGAGAACGCUUUGAGGCAAGCGGCUAUCGAUGCGGCUAGUAUUCCAAAGGAUGCCAAAAUUGCUGCAUUAGAGAAAACCAGCCAGGAAACGGAGAAAAUCAUAGCCGAAGCCAGGAACGAAAAAAUCCGACACAUGGACGAAGUGCAUGCAGCGCAAAAGAAAGUGGCUGACUUAGAAUCUCGAGUCAAAGAUUUGGAAUCAAAACUGGCAGAAAAAGAUGCCAUGAUUCGAGUUCUACAGAAACACACUUACGACAAGGAUGUGUCUAUGUUGGGCAGAUCCCCCCACCAUACUCCUCAUGCCAGUUUAGCUGGAACUGACAUAGAUUUAGGUCUGGGAGCUACGGUGUCCAGGGAAGAAUUAGUCAGUAGCGUCCUGACCAAUUCCACAGCGUACGGCUCUGGGAAUUCGUACGCCGGUAGCGACUCCUCCUACCACAUGACGUCGUACGGCAAAUAUGACACCAACAAAAACUUUGACACGUCCAAACAGACGCUCAACAGCCAAUUGAAAGAGAUCGACAGCCAUUUGGACUCGCAGCUUUUAAGCAAGCGUGGUUUGUGCUGUUUCCCUGGCCUGCCCAGCCCUAUGGGCUCCCAGCGCAAGGGUAAAAUAGCCAAGCCGCUCUUGGGCGGCGUGGGCAACACCGCUGGGCGUCAGUCGCCUUUCGAGAGCGGCACUUCCACUUUCUUUACCCCCUCUACCUCCACACGUCAUCAUGAGAAUGGUGACAUGCUGCUUUUGGAGAAACAAGGACGUACAUCCCAACAAAAUCGUAUGGCUGACAAUCUACCUGGUCAAGAAGGGGUGAAUAACGUGUGUCCUUCGCCUAGUUCAUUGCCUAGGCCACCGAGAUCGUCGCACAGGUCCGGCCUGCCUAGGCGCAUGGGCGACUACAACCGCCUAGACAACUCCGCCGACUCCCAGCGGAAAAACUCGAACGGAGCCGACUCCCUCUCCUCCAACGCCAGCUCGAGGCGCACCUCGCCCGCCCGUUCGCUCAUCCAGCCGCCUAGGAAACUAGGCGAGUACGGGCGCCUGAGCGAGAGUGGGGGAAGCUCGGCAAGCCUGAUGCGCAAGUCCGCGCCUAGGGUGCGCAGCGGCAGUGCUGGGGAACGAGACUCGGCGUCGACUUUGAGCGAAAAUUCAGCGAGUUCGCUGCCUGCGCCGUCCAAGAUCAAGAUGUACGGGGGUUUGAGGAGGGGUAAUUCGUUGGGGAGGGAGACCAAGGGCUCUGCUGAUUCUAGCAAGUAUAGAAUUCAGUUUUGAGGCUAAUAAGGGAUUCAGCGAAAUUGAUAUAGAGAUAAAGAUAUGAGGGGAUUUAUCGAAAUAAUUUUGUAACUUUCUGCUUUGCUUGAUUUUAAGGACCACGACUCGUCAUAAUCUUAAUUCGUUACAAAAGUAUUUCAAUAAUUCCUCUCAUAUGUCAAACUGAUAGUAAUUAGGUUUAAGUGUUAGAUUUUGUGUUGAUACGACUUGGUGCCUUAUAAAAGAUCAACAGUGAAACUCUAUGUACAGGGUGUCCCAUUUUAGUAUGUUUUAUUGGGUUUCUCAGUUAUGAGGUGCAGUUAAAGAUGUGCAGCUAAAGAUGCUACACACAGAUUUGUCUUAGCCUUUUUGGUUCCUGGAAUGCAGGGCGAAUUUGAAAAUGUCGCAUUUUUUGACCCCUUCGUAUCUCGGUUAUCUUAUAAUUUAUCGGAAAGGUGAAAAUUGAGUUCCAUCGAGUUUUUCACGCCGAAUCCAUUGGCGUAACUUGUUUUUUUUUCUAAGAGCUGUCGUUUUCAAAAUAUGAGUCAAAUUUAUGUUUUUCUUUUAAAUGGGACACCCUGUAUAUUAUUAUUUUUAUUAUAUUUGCCUUGUUAUGAGUUGUCUAAAAAUCUAAUAUACUUAUUUUCAUUAAUAAGGUAAAAAAUGCAACUAUAAAAAGUAACAAAGUUGCACACUAUAGGCAAUAAGGACAAAUUUAUACUGAGUUAAAUUGGCUUGAAAAUGACCAUCACUAUACAAUUAUAGCGAUCUUCAUUUCCUAGCCAACACUGACACCGUUUUUUUUUUCGAUCGAAUAAAAGGUACAUAUGCGUUAAGAGACUUAAAAAGUGACUAUCUUAUAUUAUUAGUUGCGUAUAUACUCUGUGCUAUUAGUUACACGAUACUGCCAAACCAAUGAAAUAAAAUAAAAUGUAUUAUGUAUUGAUCCAGUAAAAAUCUAUCUAAAAUCGAUACUAUAUGAAUACCAAACAUCCCUAGUACUAAGUACUAUAAAUGAAAUAUAAAAGAGAUUUUUUAUAUAAGAAAGUUGAGUUUUCAAUAAAACUUUAUUUUUUCAACUUGUAAACUAUACGGGGUGAGUCUUAAAUAAGUGCCAAUAUUUUUAGGGGUAGUAUUUUUUCAAAAAAUGUUUGAAUUUUUUUUUAGUUUUUAAUAAAAAAAAACAUAUUUUCUUGAUAAUUUGGCAACAUAGGUAUGAGAUUAAAUUUACUAGAAAGAAAACGCAGAAAAGAUCCAGUGGUGCUCAAAAUUUAAGCAAAAAAUAUUUUUUUUUUAAUUUUCAAAUAAUA
Messenger RNA from Sitophilus oryzae (rice weevil), 4444 nucleotides. Its product is annotated as angiomotin-like protein 1. Lineage: Eukaryota; Metazoa; Arthropoda; Insecta; Coleoptera; Curculionidae. Gene Ontology annotation, cellular component: bicellular tight junction; cytoplasmic vesicle; plasma membrane. The record is from RefSeq and is a predicted model, not a curated record. The coding region runs from base 252 to 3155 and encodes 967 amino acids. Gene Ontology annotation, biological process: regulation of cell migration; actin cytoskeleton organization. The transcript is spliced from 17 exons.